This is a messenger RNA of Pungitius pungitius (ninespine stickleback), 3309 nucleotides long. RefSeq names its product bone morphogenetic protein receptor, type IBb (gene bmpr1bb). Bases 695 to 2311 code for a protein of 538 amino acids. Gene Ontology annotation, molecular function: metal ion binding; transforming growth factor beta receptor activity, type I; SMAD binding. The record is from RefSeq and is a predicted model, not a curated record. Gene Ontology annotation, biological process: cellular response to growth factor stimulus; dorsal/ventral pattern formation; protein phosphorylation. Gene Ontology annotation, cellular component: plasma membrane; signaling receptor complex. Lineage: Eukaryota; Metazoa; Chordata; Actinopteri; Perciformes; Gasterosteidae. The transcript is spliced from 15 exons.
UGGAGGCGCGCGGCCGUGCGCGCUCACGUGCAGCGCGCUGCCAAAUACGCCGGAGGUGGGAGCAGUGCGAGAUUUACCAGCAUCGAACCGCGCGUGGUUCACCUCGGAGGGAGACGCACAUUGACACGCAAACAACGUGAGGACGAGCUGCUUUCAGGUCGACAGGAAGACGCUUUAGGCAGCCUGUGGCCUGUCAGACGGAUCCUGUGGUCAGUUCAGUAUAUCAAGAGAAAACGAGAAACACAAGUGCUGCAGCCGUGGUGGUGACGGGAUGCUUUUUGAUCUGCUAUGUUCGGAUGAUUCUGCGGAGGGCAUGAAGGGUCGUACCUGCGAGGCCGUCUGCGGGUAAUUGUGCUGAAAUAAGACCCCUCCGUCGCAGACUGGGGAAUAGAGGUUCAGUUCAGGAGGAUAUGCUGCAGUGACGUUUCAGAAGAAGCUGCAUUUACAGAGAUUGUAUCAGGCUGUCAGUGUGGAGUAAUGCUGGAGGCUGCAGUGUGCUGUGGGAAGUUGCUGAGAGGCAGAGUGGCAGGCACACACACACAGAGACACUUGUGCAGGAAAGCGGACUGACGCUCCCCCACCGAAGGAUACAAAACACAAGGCUCUCGCCUCCGCCUCUUUGCACGGGCGCGUCCGCUGUGGCUGCACCUCGGGGAUUUGGAGGAGGCGGGCGACCGGAGCCGGGAGGGGAGUGAUGGUGGUGUCGCGGCUGCCUCUGGAGUGGACCUGGCGGGCCGUCCUCCUGGUCACCGGACUGGCAUCCCUGAGCUGUGGGUCCGAGGCCAACAUGUUGGACACCAUGCUACUGAAGAACGGGUGGAAGGGGGGAUCGGAGCGGAAGGCAGCGGAGAGCAGCAGCGCCGCCCCGGUGUUGGCUCAGAACAUGCUUCGCUGUCACUGCUACCACCACUGCCCCGAGGACUCUGUCAACAAUACCUGCAUGACCGAUGGCUAUUGCUUCACCAUGGUGGAGGAGGAGGAGGAGGUGGGCGUAGCAGUGCUCACUGCAGGUUGCCUGGGUCUUGCCGGCUUCGAGUUCCAGUGCAGAGACACGUGGAAUGCUCGUUUGAGGAGAGCCGUCAAGUGUUGCACGGAUCAGGAUUAUUGCAACAGAGACUUGCAUCCGACUCUUCCUCCACUCGUGACAUCAGAUUACGUUGACAGCAGCAUCCAGUACAUGGCUCUCUUCAUUUCAAUCACAGUUUGCAGCAUCAUCCUUGGCCUCGUCCUGGUUUUCUGCUGCUUUAGAUAUAAGCGGCAGGAAUCCCGGCCGCGCUACAGUAUCGACCUGGAGCAGGAGGAGACCUACAUCCCCCCCGGAGAGUCCCUGAAGGACCUGAUGGAGCAUUCUCGCAGCAUCGGCUCUGGAUCGGGGUCAGGACUCCCUCUACUGGUGCAGCGAACAAUCGCCAAACAGAUUCAGAUGGUUAAGCAGAUUGGAAAAGGGCGAUACGGAGAGGUCUGGAUGGGCAAGUGGAGAGAGGAGAGAGUGGCUGUUAAGGUCUUCUUCACCACGGAAGAAGACAGCUGGUUCAGAGAGACUGAAAUAUAUCAGACCUUCCUGAUGAGACAUGAAAAUAUCCUGGGAUUCAUAGCGGCGGAUAUUAAAGGAACCGGCUCGUGGACUCAGCUCUACUUAAUCACAGACUACCACGAGAACGGCUCUUUGUACGACUACCUCAAGUCCAACACCUUAGACGUCAAGGCUCUGCUGAAACUGGCCUACUCCUCCAUAUCGGGCCUCUGCCACCUGCACACUGAGAUCUACGGCACACAGGGGAAACCAGCCAUCGCACACCGGGACCUGAAGAGUAAAAACAUCUUGGUAAAAAAGAACGGAUUCUGCUGUAUCGCGGACCUCGGACUGGCUGUCAAGUUUAACAGUGACACCGACGAGGUGGAUAUCCCUCCCAACCUACGCGUUGGUACGAAGCGCUAUAUGCCCCCUGAGGUGCUGGAGGAGACCCUGAACAAGACCCAGUCCUUCAUAAUGGCCGACAUGUACAGUUUUGGCCUCAUCGUUUGGGAGAUGGCCCGACGCUGCAUUUCAGGAGGCAUUGUGGAGGAGUAUCAGCUGCCCUACCAUGACCUCGUGCCCACGGAUCCAUCCUAUGAGGACAUGAGAGAAGUUGUCUGUAUUAAGAAACAAAGACCUUCAUUUGCUAACCGUUGGACGAGUGAUGAGUGCUUGCGGCAGAUGGGGAAACUGAUGUCCGAGUGUUGGGCUCACAACCCGACCUGUCGCCUCACCGCCCUCAGGGUGAAGAAGACUCUGGCCAAAAUGUUGGAGACCCAAGACAUCAAAUUGUGACAGAAUGUUGAGAGAGACGCUCUCGUCACCGGAGACCUGUCACUGCCGCUGGCACAGCGCCACUUACACUGGCUGAUGGAAAAAGGACGGUGAGAGAUAGGAGAAAGGAAGCCGAGCGAUAGAAAUGAUAGUGGACAGGGAGCCCGGAAAGAUGAGGCAAAAGAUUUAUUUUCUGCCAGGGCAGACGUGUGCGCUGCCUCGGCCUCCGAGCCAGUUCCCCGGGUUUUGCUUUCUGUGAAAGCUGAGUGGUCGUCAGGUCCAAUCCGCAGACAGGGACCGCGGCGGCGGCGGCAGAGGAGCGCUGGAACCCGAACGGCUUGCUCUCUAACCAGAGGAAGCCUCUGCUCCAGCCUUUUAAAGCCAUAUGUGCAGUCUUUUGUACUGUCACAGCUGUCUCACGUUUCUUUUGUGGUACUCGGUCACUGUCGUGACUGUCGUCCAUCAAAAGAAACGUCUAAUUCAUGAUCAGCGACCUCAUGUUCAGUUAUAUUAUUGAUGUUAUUGUUAUUAUAAUUAUUACAGAAAUAAAGUAAGACCAAAAUAAUGAGAAAACAUGUCCAGCAAAGCAGAGAUUUCGUAAUAAUGUUCAUGCACAUUUAGAUCAAUGUUAAUAAAACAAUCUUGGCACAAAAACACUUGAUGAAUUUGGGAAUUAUUAAUUUUCCUUCAGAACUCGCUCCCUCGUUGUCUAUCCCACUAACAAUUCAUUUGUAUAUAAUUUAGCUGACAUCUAUUGAUGGCAUGGCUGGAUGUUAAAAUGUAUAGUUGAUGAUUUAUCUGUGUCCAGAAUAUGUUCCACUCACUUUUACCACUGUGGCAUGUGCCUUAUUUAAUCUGUACAUAUGUGACUGAUGAGUGUAUGAGUGGAUCUGGAUAACAUUCCCAAAUAAAAUGGCUAUGCAUCUCAAUGGCUUGUCUAUUUAUGUCAAACAUAUAUACCGCAAUGCAAACAAAUGCUUGUGUUAUGUUCAGAAAAAGAUCUUUAGAUUUUUUUCUUA